AGGGCAGGGCAGGGCAGCGCGGCCGCCCGCAGGUGGCCGGCGGCGGCAGCGGGGCGGCGAGCGCAGCAUGCCCGCCGCCUCAGACGCGCCUGCCUCCCGCCGCCGCCGCCGCCGCUGCUGCUGCUGCUGCCCAUGGAGAUCGCGCUGGUGACUUUGGAGAACGGCGGCACCACGGCCAUCGCGGGAACCGACGAUCCCGCGGCCGCCGGCGGCCGGGCGCGCUGGCGGGGCCACUUGCUGCACCCCGGCUGCUCGCCGCAGCUGAGCGACGGCAAGGAGAGCGCCCCGCCGGCCCCGCCGCCGCCGCCGCCGCCGCCGCCCGCGGAGGACGAGCAGAGAGAGCGGCCCCCGCCGGGUCCCCGCGCAGGAGGCGGCGGCGGCGCGGACGGCCCCGACGAGCGGCCGGCGGAGCUCCGCGCAGCCCCCGCGCCGCCGCCGCGUCCGCCGCCCCGCGCAGCGCGCCCCGCCGCGGACAUGGGGCCGUCCGAGGAAGGGGGACACCGCUGGGGCAUGGCCAUGGCGGCGGCGGGCGACGAGGAGGAGGAGGCGGCGGCGGCCAACCCGGGCGCCAUGCACCACCAGCGGGUGCUGAUCAACAUCUCGGGGCUGCGCUUCGAGACGCAGCUGGGCACCCUCAACCAGUUCCCCGACACGCUGCUGGGAGACCCCGACAAGCGCAUUCGCUACUUCGACCCGCUUCGCAACGAGUACUUCUUCGACCGCAACCGGCCCAGCUUCGACGGCAUCCUCUACUUCUACCAGUCCGGGGGCAAGCUCCGCCGGCCCGUCAAUGUCUCCAUCGACGUCUUCGCCGACGAAAUCCGCUUCUACCAGCUGGGUGAGGAGGCCAUGGAGCGCUUCCGGGAGGACGAGGGCUUCAUCAAAGAGGAGGAGAAGCCCCUGCCCCGCAAUGAGUUCCAGCGCCAGGUCUGGCUCAUCUUUGAGUACCCCGAGAGCUCCAGCUCAGCCCGGGCCAUCGCUAUCGUCUCCGUGCUGGUCAUCCUCAUCUCCAUCAUCACCUUCUGCCUGGAGACCCUGCCCGAGUUCAGGGACGAGAGGGAGAUGCCCGUACCCCUGCCCCCACAAGGUGGAGGUUUGAAUGGCACGCCCGGGGACUCCCCACCCAUGCAGCCACCCAGUAGCCUGGCUGACCCCUUCUUCAUCAUCGAGACCACCUGUGUGAUCUGGUUCACCUUCGAGCUCCUCGUGCGCUUCUUCGCCUGCCCCAGCAAGCCGGAGUUCUCCCGCAACAUCAUGAACAUCAUCGACAUCGUGGCCAUCAUCCCCUACUUCAUCACCCUGGGCACUGAGCUGGCCCAUGAGCAGCAGCAGCCCGGGGCUGGCAGUAGCAAUGGUGGUGGGGGCCAGCAGCAAGCCAUGUCCCUGGCCAUCCUCAGAGUCAUCCGCCUGGUCAGAGUCUUCAGGAUCUUCAAGCUCUCCAGGCACUCCAAGGGGCUGCAGAUCUUGGGGCAGACUUUGAAAGCCAGCAUGAGGGAGCUGGGCCUCCUCAUCUUCUUCCUCUUCAUCGGGGUGAUCCUCUUCUCCAGCGCCGUCUACUUUACUGAGGCUGAUGACCCUGAGUCUCAUUUCUCCAGCAUCCCUGAUGCUUUCUGGUGGGCAGUGGUAACCAUGACUACUGUGGGCUAUGGGGACAUGAGACCUGUCACUGUGGGGGGCAAGAUUGUGGGCUCCUUGUGUGCUAUCGCGGGUGUGCUCACCAUUGCCCUCCCUGUCCCUGUCAUCGUGUCCAACUUCAACUACUUCUACCACCGAGAGACUGACCACGAAGAGCAGGCUAUCCUCAAAGAUGAGCACAGUAGUGCUCAGGGCAGCACUGCGGGGGGAGAAGUGAAGAGAAGACCCAGCAAAAACUCUCUGAACAAAUCUGUUGUGCACUUGGAAAACAGUGAGGAGUUCAACAAUGGCACCGGCUCCUCAGAGAAAGCCAAUAUCAAAGCGAAAAGUAAUGUAGAUCUCAGAAAAUCCCUCUAUGCUCUAUGUCUGGACACCAACAGGGAAACAGACCUGUGAGGAGAGGAGAUGGUUAGAGUUCAGAGGGGCAAAAGGAUUUUCUGGUGUCGGAAACUUGCUACUAUAAUUAUUCUUUUAGUACCAAUUAGUUUUUUAAGUCAGGCUGUAUUUUAUAAAUUGAUCACUGUCCUGAGAAAUUCUCCAGGAAUACAUGUUUUUAUGUUCUUUUUCCAUGACACAAAGGGUCACUUAUUUUUAAAAUAGACUAAGAAUAAGCUACACUCCAUGAUGCAGGAGCUGGUAAAUUAUGACAGUGAAAAAUCUAAUUUUUAGAAACUUAUUUUAGCAAGUGGUCAUUGGUUUUGAAUGGAUAAUUUGUAACCAAUUCAGUUGCUCCCAGUUUAGUGUAAAGAACUGGGGGGAUGUGUGUGUGGAGAAUGAAUGGAUUGGGGAUGGGAGGGGGGAGGUUGAGGGGUUUUGUACUGUAGUUUCAAAUUGAAAUUAUUCAAAUAUAUUUUGUAUCUGUGUGACUGUAUUUAUGGUUGAAAGGAGAUUUCUUAUUCCUGUGAAGUAUGAUAUCAUUAAAGCACUAGGAAUAUUAGCAAAUCAGCACUUUCUGGGUUUUCCACUUGUGAUCAGUACAGAUCUGGUUAUCUUGUAUGUGAAGUGAAUUUGGUGCUUUGAACCCUAGAGCAGAAAACUUCUGUUGUCAUUAAUAUGUUAGUUUCUUGUGAGCCUUAAAUUAUGAAAUAUUGCAGAUAUACUUCUUUAUAUAUAAUUUUAUUAGUUACCUUCCUGUUUCAGAAUUUCCAGGUAAUUCAGUCAUGUGCUUACUGGCCUCACUCAAAAUCAAAAAAGUAUGUGCAGCUUUUUUUUUUUUUUUUUUUUUUUUUUGGUUUUAGAAUUUUAUAUCUUUGUUAUAUUUUGAGACCUAAAGGAAAAAAUACAGUCUGCUGUUACUGGUUUCAAUCCGGUGCACAACAGAUCGAAAGUGAUCUGACCAGAUUUUCAAGUGCACAACAGAUGAAAACCAUGAGGGAGUGGAUAGGCACAAUGAGAAAGUAGAGUAUUGAGUGCAAUACCUGCAGAACUGCUUUCAUUGUACACUCCAGAUUCCUUGAGUGUAUGUAUCAGUCACCUUUAUGUAUGCACACACCAUUUGUGUACACAGUUCUCUGGUUUUAGUUCUCUCAGACCAGGAGUGGAUGGCACUUCAGGAGUCGAACUUGGUGUGCUGUGCUGCUUCAACAACCAUCGCAUGGCUUUUCUCUUGGACAUAGAUGGAAGCACCAUCUUUUCAUCAAAACACACCCCUGGUUUCUUGUAUUUCCAAACAAAACCUUCUCAGCACUGUGGAUUUUACAGUUGAGGUGUUGUUGAAAGACGAGUGACACAUUGCCUUCAUCAGGAUCACAGCUAACUCUGAAGACUGACACAAAGUUGCUCCUUUAGCUCAAACAGCUUUCUUACGAUUUCUCUUGCAAAGGACAUCUCUGUUUCCCCCUCCAACUUUUGUUGUAUUGCUGAAAGAUGUUCCAUGCCUUUCCCACAUCCUGUGGCACAGCAAGAGUAGCAGAGAAGAGAAGGCUUGAUUGUCAGCAUCGCUCAAGAGUGACCUGGAGCUCAAGCAGGAGCGGUGUUCUCCAGACAGCUCUCCACGGCUUCCCUAACACACUAGUGAGCCACGAGACCGAGGCAGAAAUUCCAGUGUGGGGAGGGUGUGAGUCAUGAGAUGAGGCUGCCUGAGAAGCUACUUGGGAAUAACUUCUCUGGUUUUAAAUAUUCUUCUUAAGCAAUCUCCUGUUAUUUUUUACUUUUAUAUUUCCAUGUAUUUAACUUAUUCCCGUAUACCAAGUGUUUUUUAUUUUCCAAUGCAUAAAGAAAGAAAGACUUAUUUUGGAAGUUCUACAAAAAUGGAAGUCAUUGUAAUAAUGAUUUGAUGUCCUUGGAACGCACUUUAUUUACUAUUUGUUUUUAUUAGGACAUUGUUUGAACGUAACUUUAAGCCCAAUAAGGUUCCAGGACUAAUCUCCUGGGAGAGGAUAUUUAUGGUCCAUAUUUUCAGAGAGGGAGAUUGGAAGUAGAAAAAGGCUUAAGUAUUUAGGCCUUGCUUCAGCUCUGAAGGCAGGGGAAAUCUGCAAAUGGUCACUUGACCAGCUGAAGGAGAGGGUGGCAUGUGCAGAUGCACAGCUCCAAGGAGCACUUGCAUUCCACGUGUGCUCAUUCCAAGCAGAAACAUGGGCCUCAGAUUGUGUGCAUUACUGCAGGCGAACUGACCUAUUUUUCUGGAGAGGAAAAAUCUACCAUAAAAAUCUAAUUUGCAAGGAUUGUGGGAGUGGAAACAGGCCUGUUUGUUUUUGUUUUUGUUUUUUUUUUUCUCUAGGAUAUUUGGUUAUGCAAACAAAUUGAUGAGGGAGAAACUUCCAGCGGGAAAACCACUGAUGGUGCUCAGUGUCAAUUAAUUGUAACACUCUUGAAAGGAAAGUGAAAUAAUGGUGAAUUUCUCAGAGAAUCCGAGAGUCAUAGAAUGGUCUGGGUUGGAAAGGACCUUAACGACCCUCUAGUUCCAACUCCCUGCCAUGGGAAAGGACACCUUCCACUUUGUUCUAAGCCAUAAUUUUGUGUCCAGUGUGGAGCCUAAUGGUUUUUCCUCCUUAAUUAAUGCAGCUUUUUGCAUGACACUGUCCUGAUUACCUUUCUCCUGCAGACACUGACCAUUAGGAAGACACUGUUGCAGAGUCUGAAACCAAACCAGCCUAUUCCUUGUUCUCAAGUCCUCUUGGGUUAGAAGCUGAUGAAAAACUUCCUUCUGGAUAAAUAACUGUGAGGUCCCCAUCAUCCCCAGAAUUGGAUUCCUUCACUGGGAUUGCUGAAACAGUGGUCUGCUCCAAGGUUUCUCUCAUAGAAGAAUUGUUCAGCUUCACAACAGGAGUGAGAAAAGUUUAAAUGCUUUGGGGCUCACUCCCAGGCACAAGACUUCAUUACUUGAGCUUUUGUUUGGAAAUAAAUUGAGUUCUUGUCAUAGAUUGGGCAUCUUAUCCCGUGCUUCUUACAUAUCCAACUUUCUCAUAAUUCUGGAAGAAGAUUCAAGUGUUUGUUCUUUUUCUUUUAUUGGCACUUGUCUUUCUUUAUUUUGUAUUCUUGAGAUGUGCUGCAUCUCUGGAGUUUGUAUUUCUACUUUUACCAUAAAAAUGUUGUACAUACAAGUCUAGAAUGCAUCUGAAGAUUAGUAUAAUUUUUCAUGUGACUUUGACUUGAACAUUUUUCUGUUUAUGUUUAUAUUGCUAUUUCAAAUAUGUGCAUUACCUGUAUUCUUUAUGCCUGUUCCCCAUCUGUAACUUAAUAAAAUAAUGUCCCCAUUCUUCAGAACCA
This is a messenger RNA of Passer domesticus (house sparrow), 5343 nucleotides long. RefSeq names its product potassium voltage-gated channel subfamily A member 5-like. Gene Ontology annotation, biological process: potassium ion transmembrane transport; protein homooligomerization. Bases 133 to 2031 code for a protein of 632 amino acids. Gene Ontology annotation, molecular function: delayed rectifier potassium channel activity; protein binding. The transcript is spliced from 3 exons. The record is from RefSeq and is a predicted model, not a curated record. Gene Ontology annotation, cellular component: voltage-gated potassium channel complex; intercalated disc; membrane. Lineage: Eukaryota; Metazoa; Chordata; Aves; Passeriformes; Passeridae.